Messenger RNA from Leptonychotes weddellii (Weddell seal), 1232 nucleotides. Its product is annotated as zinc finger protein 764. Gene Ontology annotation, biological process: regulation of transcription by RNA polymerase II. Lineage: Eukaryota; Metazoa; Chordata; Mammalia; Carnivora; Phocidae. Gene Ontology annotation, cellular component: PcG protein complex; transcription regulator complex; chromatin. The record is from RefSeq and is a predicted model, not a curated record. Gene Ontology annotation, molecular function: RNA polymerase II cis-regulatory region sequence-specific DNA binding; DNA-binding transcription factor activity, RNA polymerase II-specific.
AUGGCGCCGCCUCCGGCCCCGCUGCCCGCGUGGGAACCGGACGGCGCCGGGCGCGAGCGGAGGGGGCCGGGCGCCGUGAGCUUCGCGGACGUGGCCGUGUACUUCUCCCCCGAGGAGUGGGGCUGUCUGCGGCCCGCGCAGAGGGCCCUGUACCGGGACGUGAUGCGGGAGACCUACGGCCACCUGGGCGCGCUCGGGUUCCGAGGCGCCAAGCCAGCUCUCAUCUCCUGGGUGGAGGAAGAGGCCGACCUGUGGGGCCCGGCUGCCCGGGAUCCGGAGGUGGGAGAAUGUCUGACAGAAGCAGACGCAGCAGAUUCCAGAAACAAGGAAGAGAAAAGACAAAGAGGAGGGACUGAGGCCCCGGAGAAGAGCCCUUCUGUGCAAGCUCGGCCUCCAACGCACCCUUCUGCUGGCUUCCCUGACAGCUCGGGGCAGCCGGCCAAGGCACCCCGCCGGGGUCGCCCCCCGCUCUGUGCGCAUCCCCCUGUCCCAAGAGCCGACCAGCGUCAUGGUUGCUACGUGUGCGGGAAGAGUUUUGCCUGGCGUUCCACGCUGGCGGAGCAUCUGUACACGCACACGGGGGAGAAGCCCUUCCGUUGCCCCGACUGCGGCAAGGGCUUCAGCCAGGCCUCCUCUCUGAGCAAGCACCGGGCCAUCCACCGAGGGGAGCGGCCCCAUCGCUGCCUGCACUGCGGCCGGGCCUUCACGCAGCGCUCGGCCCUCACCACUCACCUGCGGGUGCACACGGGCGAGAAGCCCUAUGGCUGUGCUGACUGCGGCCGCUGCUUUAGCCAGAGCUCUGCCCUCUACCAGCACCAGCGGGUCCACAGUGGCGAGACUCCCUUCCCCUGCCCGGACUGUGGCCGCGCCUUUGCCCACGCAUCAGACCUUCGGCGCCACAUACGCACCCACACGGGCGAGAAGCCCUACCCGUGCCCAGAGUGUGGGCGCUGUUUCCGACAGAGCUCCGAAAUGGCAGCCCAUCGGCGUACCCACAGCGGCGAACGCCCCUACCCCUGUCCUCAGUGUGGCAGGUGCUUUGGCCAGAAGUCAGCCAUGGCCAAGCACCAGUGGGUCCACAGGCCUGGUGCCGGGGGGCACAGGGGCCGGGGUGCCGGUGCAUUGCCUGUGCCUCUGGCCCCUGGCCAAGGGGACCGGGACCCACCUGUGGGCUUCCGGCACUACCCAGAAAUAUUCCAGGAGUGUGGGUGAUGGUCCUAAAGAUGUCAAGG